Drosophila guanche is the source of this 1587-nucleotide messenger RNA. It is a transcript of the gene Cyp6a14, whose product is annotated as probable cytochrome P450 6a14. NCBI's taxonomy places the organism in Eukaryota, Metazoa, Arthropoda, Insecta, Diptera, Drosophilidae. The record is from RefSeq and is a predicted model, not a curated record. Bases 43 to 1572 code for a protein of 509 amino acids. Gene Ontology annotation, molecular function: heme binding; iron ion binding; monooxygenase activity. The transcript is spliced from 2 exons.
GACAGUCUUCGCUGAGAGUGGAACAAGUAAAGUUCAAUCUCCAUGCUGUUCACAUUUACUUUGCUGGGCGUGGCCCUAGCUCUGGCCUACAAUUACUACCGCAAUACCUAUAGCUACUGGGAACGGAAAGGAGUGCCAAAUGAACGCCCUCUGCCACUGAUAGGAAAUGUGAAAGGAUUAGGAUCCAAGUACCAUUUUCGUGACAUUAACCAAAGGAUCUACGACAAGUUCAAGGGACGCGCGCCUUUGGCUGGAAUGUUCACUUUCUUCAAGCGGACUGCACUCAUCAUUGAUCUGGAUUUGGUCAAGCAAGUGCUGAUCAAGGACUUCAAUAUCUUUCAAGAUCGUGGAUUGUUUAGUAAUGUGAAAGAUGAUCCGUUGACGGCUCACCUACUGACUCUGGAGGGCGACGAGUGGCGUUCAAUGAGGCAAAAGAUGACGCCGGUUUUUACCUCCGGAAAGAUGAAGCAAAUGUCCGGAGUGAUCGUUGAGGUUGGCCAUCGACUGGCCGACGCCAUGGACAAGGCCGUGAGUGCUGCUGCUGUGGAUAAUGGCGAUGUGGAGCUCAAGGAUAUUUGUGCCAGGUUCACGACAGAUGUAAUAGGCACAUGUGCCUUUGGGCUGGAGUGCCACAGUUUGAGCGAUCCCAAUGCCGAGUUCCGCGCAAAGGGCAGGAUGAUCUUUGAGCAACCUCGCCACUCACCGUUGGUGCAAUUUUUCGUCUUUACCAAUGCCAAAUUGGCGGCAAAACUACGCAUGAAACUGUUACCCGACGAGUUGUCGGAGUUCUUUAUGAAUGCUGUAAGAAACACCGUAGACUAUCGCCUGAAGAAUGACAUCAAGCGAAACGAUUUUCUCGACGAGUUGAUUCAGUUGCGAGCCGAGAACGAGGAGGCCGCCAAGCAAGGAAAGGCAAUUGAUCUGUCCAGUGGCUUGACCCUCGAGCAAAUGGCUGCCCAGGCUUUCGUAUUCUUCACAGCAGGUUUCGAAACUUCAUCGAGCACAAUGUCCUACUGUUUGUACGAACUGGCGCUGCAUCCCGAUAUCCAACGGCGUGUGAGAGAGGAAAUCGAAGCUGUGCUCAAGACUACGGAAGGAGGCGAGAUAACAUAUGAUGCAUUAGUAGAGAUGCACUAUCUAGACAAGGUCUUAGCAGAAACUCUGCGGAAACAUCCCAUUAUUCCUCAACUGAUACGAGAGGCCAAUCAGAACUACAAAUUGCCCCACACGGACAUCAUCAUUGACAAGGGCACAACCGUACUAAUACCUGUGCACAACAUUCAUCACGAUCCUGAAAUUUAUCCGAAACCCGAACUGUUCGAUCCGAGUCGCUUCGAGGCGGAUCAAGUGAAGGCACGCCAUCCGAUGGCCUAUUUGCCUUUUGGGGACGGACAACGUAACUGCAUAGGCUUGAGAUUUGGAAAGCUUCAGGCCAAGAUUGGCCUGGUGUCACUGCUGCGAAGGUUCCAGUUUGGCGUCUCUAAACGCACCGAAAUUCUCUUGAUUCUGGACACUCGCGGUUUUCCUCUAGCCACAAAGAAUGGCAUUCACCUGAAAGUGGAGCGUAUCUGAGUUUUGGGAUUAUUU